GUAACUGAGCCCAAAAUAAAAUAAGUAGUUUAAACUAAACGGAAAUGUAGAAAAUUAAAAAGUAGGUUUGACGUAGUAUCAACUUAAUGUUUAAAAUCAGUUUCAUCCCACUUUAUCGUUUAAAAACACGUUUUUUGAAUUACUAAAUUCAACAGGUGUCCUACUGUGGUCAAAUACGUCACGAUUUUGUAAUGUAAUAUUUUGACAAAAUAUCGGUUGCUUAAUCGUAUAUUGAAAGCAUUACCUAAUGCCUAAUACUUAUUACUCAGAUAUGCCAUGCAGCGCAGUAAAGUGAAUUGAACAUACGUCGGUGUACUUUAGUGUUACAGCAACUUGGCAAAUAUUUAAGUAGACCGUUUUACAGUCGAGCGAGUGCAGACGUUUUGCGUUUUCAGCGUAUUUUUAACUCGUAUUGCGUUCUCGGGUUUAAACGCACGAGUGCCGAUUCGUUUUAUGGUGUAUUAUUUUUUAACUUGCAGGUAAUUACAUAGCAAUGGCGUUAAACAAAGACCCUGGCGUUCAGGAUGUCGCUGACUCAGUUGAAAAGGCGUACACUACAAUUGAGAAGUAUAUUCUUCACACACCGUUGCUGCAUUCGCCUUAUAUAUCGUCUAAAACGGGCGCGAAUGUCUUUCUUAAGCUUGAAUCAGAGCAGGUUACCGGGUCUUUUAAAGUAAGAGGGGCUUAUCAUAAGAUAUUAAGUUUUGGAGAGAAUAUAGAAGAAAAAUAUGUCACUGCAUCUACUGGGAAUCACGGAAUGGCUUUCGCUCUCGCAUGCAAAACACUGGGACGAGUUGGAACAGUUUUUGUGCCGACGAAUGCUUCAGCUGCAAAACAAGAGCGAAUGAAGUUGUAUAACGUUGAGAUUAAACAGCACGGUGAAGACUGUGUGGAGACUGAGGUAAAGGCUCGGUCUGUUGCAGAGGAAACUGGCGCUACCUAUAUUUCGCCUUACGCGGACUUGGGGGUCAUUGCGGGCCAAGGAACUAUCGGAGUUGAAAUCCUUCGAGAUCUUCCUGAAGUUGAUGCUGUGUUUAUAACAGUUGGGGGCGGUGGGCUCAUUUCAGGUGUUGGUAGCUACAUCAAAUCGCAACGUAGUGGCGUCGAAAUAAUCGGGUGUCUGCCUAAGAAUUCUCCCGUUAUGAUGGAGUCUGUUAAGGCGGGUCGUAUUAUAGAGAUGGAGUCGUUGGAAACGCUCUCUGACGCCUCUGCUGGCGGUGUUGAAGCUGGGUCUCCUACGUUCCCGCUAUGCCAGAAAGUUGUUGACCGUUGGGUAACAGUAAGCGAGGACGAGAUAUCAAACGCAAUGUACAUGAUGUUGUCACAACAUAAUAAGGUGGUGGAAGGGUCGGCAGGUGUCGCCCUUGCGUCGUUCUUGAAGCUACAAAAAGAAUACGUAGGAAAGAAUGUGGCGGUUGUAAUUUGUGGCGCUAAUAUUACUAUGAGCAAACUAAACUACGUAAUACAACAACAUUAAACCUAACGUUAUGGAACCCUCGACUCUUAUUCAUGUUGCAAGUCAAAUGUUUACGUUUCAACUGGUUUAAACGUUUGACGUAUGAUGGGGCGGGGUAAAAUGGGACAUGUUUUCAUUCUUUUUUAUCCGCCCAUU
Messenger RNA from Ciona intestinalis (vase tunicate), 1612 nucleotides. Lineage: Eukaryota; Metazoa; Chordata; Ascidiacea; Phlebobranchia; Cionidae. The record is from RefSeq and is a predicted model, not a curated record.